This is a messenger RNA of Prunus dulcis (almond), 3163 nucleotides long. Its product is annotated as putative disease resistance protein At1g50180. Gene Ontology annotation, biological process: defense response to other organism. The record is from RefSeq and is a predicted model, not a curated record. Gene Ontology annotation, molecular function: ADP binding. NCBI's taxonomy places the organism in Eukaryota, Viridiplantae, Streptophyta, Magnoliopsida, Rosales, Rosaceae. The transcript is spliced from 4 exons. The coding region runs from base 66 to 2852 and encodes 928 amino acids.
GAGAAGGCAAAACAAGAAAGAAAAAUAAAAGGAGCUGGUUUAAUCGUUUUCUUUUGGAGAAAAUCAUGGCUGAGGCUGUUGUUACAAUUGUUGCAGAAGGGAUCAAGCCCCUCGUAGACUACAUCAUUCAGCAGGCGAAUUUUUUGGGUGGAGUCAGCGAUCAAGUUGAGGUUGCGCAAACUGAGCUACAAUUAAUGCUGGGCUACCUGAAAGACGCAGAUGCCAGACAAGGAGAGGAUGAAGUAGUACGCAUUUGGGUUGCAACCAUUAGAGAUGCUGCUUAUGAUUUGGAGGAUGUGAUUGAAACCUUUGUCUUGAAGGUGGCUUCCAGGAGGGAAGGAAGUUUGAAGAUUGUUUUGAAAAGGUUUGCUUGCAUCUUUAGAGAAGGAUAUCAUCUUUACAAGACAGGGUUGGAAAUUGAGAAGAUUACAACUAAACUUUCCACAUUGAGAUCGGUUUUGCAAAGUUAUAAUAUAAGAGAAACAAGGGGGAGUGGUGGAGGUGGCGGUUCUUCUUUUGAGAGGCAACAAGAGAUGAGGCUAACUUAUCCCCAUGUUAUUGAACGUGAAGUUGUUGGGUUGGACGACGGCGUAAAUAUAUUGGCUACGCAUUUAGUGGAAGAAGAAAAAUGCAGUCGAGUUGUUUCUAUAUGGGGCAUGGGCGGUUCCGGGAAAACCACAAUUGCAAAACAGGUUUUUCAUCAUAGUAAAGUUCGACGAAGUUUUGAUUGUUUUGCUUGGGUGUGCAUAUCUCAACAAUGUCAAGGAAUUGAUGUUCUGGAAGAAAUCUUAAUUAAACUUACUUCUGCUACCAAUGAGCAAAGAGAAGAAAUUGAAAAAAUGAAGAAGGAUAGAGUAGCAGAGAAGCUUUGUAUCAUCCAAAGAGAAAGGAAAUGCUUGGUUGUGCUUGAUGACAUUUGGACCCGUGAUGCUUGGAACACUUUAAAAGCUGGAUUUCCAAUUAACCAGGAAACAAAGAGCCGAAUAUUACUCACCACACGCAACAAGGAAGUAGCCUCACAUGUAGACGAAAAUGGUUUCCUCUACCAACCUCAUGCAUUGAAUGAUGAUGAAAGCUGGGAAUUAUUUGAGAAGAUAGCACUUUUUGGAAGGGAUUAUACAAACUCUGAAUCAUAUGCAAAGAAGGAAGAACUAGGAAAGAAGAUGCUUCAACGUUGUGCAGGGUUGCCAUUAGCAAUCAGUGUGCUUGCAGGACUUUUAGCUAGAAAAGACACUGUUGAGGAAUGGAAUACAGUGCUUGAGAAUGUUGAUGUAUAUAUAAGGAGAGGUACAAUUCUUGAACGAGAAUAUAAAGGUCAAGAAUAUGAAGGUACGUCAUGGGUGUUGGCAUUGAGUUAUGAUGACUUACCGUAUCGCUUGAAACUUUGUUUUCUAUAUUUAGGCCUAUUUCCUGAAGAUUAUGAGAUACCAGUGAAAAGAUUGACUAAAUUGUGGGUGGCAGAAGGCCUAUCAUCAGCAUCCAUGGAAAUUAUGGAAGAAGUAUCCUAUAGCUGCUUAAUUGAGUUGGUGAAUAGGUGCAUGGUUCAAGUUGGAAAAUACGGUUCAACUAAGAAUGUUAAAACUUGUCGUCUCCAUGAUCUUAUGCGAGACUUGUGCGUACUAAAGGCCACAGAACAGAGCUUUCUCCAUACUAUCAAUGUUUCUGCAGCCACAGGAACCAAGGCAGCCCCAACCAGUAAGGUUCGAAAGCUUGCCAUCUAUUUGGACAAAGAAGUUGACAAAUUAGUUCCCACAUCAGAUGAAAGAGAUGGUCACCUCAGAUCUCUUUUAUACUUUGUCCCAACACAAUUUUUCUGGAAUAAAAGAGUAAUGCGGUCAAUAUUUGAGGACUAUAAAUUGCUUAGAGUAUUGAAGUUUGAAGAUAUGUUAGGAGGAGUAGAGUUACCAAGUACGAUAGGGAAUCUAGUCCACUUAAGGUUUUUGAGUCUAAAGAAUAGUAGAAUAAAGAAAUUGAGGUCAUCAAUAGCAAAUUUGGUAUGUUUGCAAACUCUAGAUUUACGUUGUCGUAUCUUGGUGAGGAGAAUCCCAAAUGUGAUUAGGGACAUGGAACAAUUGAAACAUUUAUAUUUACCUGCUUCUUAUAACAGAGUAAGUGGUAAACUGAGAUUGGCUACUCUUCCCCAUUUGCAAACAUUAGUCAAUGUUUCAAGUAAGGAUUGUGAUUUGAUUGAUCUUGCUGAAUUACGUUACCUCAGAAAACUGGUCGUAGAAGUACAGAGCUUGAAAAAUCUUGAGGAGAUGUUGAAGUCAACAAGCAUUACAUUUAACCGCCUUAGGUCUUUAUCUGUGCAAUCUGAUAACGAAGAAGUUUUAUUGAGGAUGCCAUUAAGCUGUCAUCAUAUAUUCAAGCUGCAAUUAAAGGGGCCAAUAAAAGAGUUGCCAGAGGGGCUCAAGAACUAUCAGAACCUCACCAAGAUAUCGCUUUCUGAAACUCUUCUCAAGGAUGACCAGAUAGAAAUACUAGAAAACCUGCCAAAGUUAAGAAUGCUUUUCCUCGAAGGUUAUACUUCUGUGCAUAUCAGGGCUUUUCCAAGAACACUUGUUUGCUCAGCAGGAGGCUUUCCUUAUCUCGAAUUCCUUUCCCUCCGUCAGUUGUGUAAACUGAAGGAGUGGAGGAUGGAGAAUGGAGCCAUGCCUAGUCUCAGGAGGUUGCACAUUGAACACUGCAUAGAUUUGACGUCAGUUCCAGAUGGCCUUCAGUAUAUUACUACCCUUAAGGAAUUGCAUGUUAAACGGAUGCCUUCUACAUUCUGUGAUAGGCUUCAGGAAGGAGGAGAGGAUUUCUACAAAAUCCAACAUGUGCCUUCUGUUAUGUUGUUUCAGAUCUGGUAGAAGGCACAGAUGGCUGGCGGCCUUCGAAGUUACAGGGACUGUAAGGCUUGCAAAAUUAGGUGAAAACUCUGUUGUUAACGAGUUAACUUAUCUUCGAUUCAGUAUCUCAGAGGCUAUCAAUGUAAAAUGUAACACUUAAUUCAUAUGAAACGGGAAAAAAAUGGAUUUUGUUUCCUAUGCGGACAAAAAUGGAUUUUGCUACCAACCAUUGUCAUUGAAUGAUGAUGAAAGCUGAGAAUUGUUUGAGAAGAUGGCAAUGUUUGGAAUAGAAGAUACAAAUCCGAGCAAGGCAAAGGAUAGAAAAAGGUAAC